GAGAAUUUCUUAUUCGUGUGUGGAUAGCCAUAUUAGAAAGUUUGAAUUGGAAUAAAUUAAAUUUGUUAAAGUUUCUCCGUUCGUUUUGUGAUAUGCCGAAAAAUACGAAAAAUGAAAAUCAAUCGAGCUAUGACAAUCCAUCGUUUGAAAUUAUUAAUGAAAGAGACAUUCAAAGAUCUAAUAAUGAACAAAAUGAAUCUCGAGAACUAGAGGACUUAGAACAAUCGCAAGAGGAGAAGAAAACUCAAGGAUCUUGGAACAAUAGUAUUGAAUUUUUAAUGUCUUGCAUCGCUAUGUCAGUCGGUUUUGGUAAUAUUUGGAGAUUUCCAUUUAUUGCUUAUAAAAAUGGCGGUGGUGCAUUUCUAAUACCAUAUAUAAUCCUGCUCUUUCUUGUUGGUAAACCAUUUUAUUUUUUGGAAAUGAUAAUGGGACAAUUUUCUGGACGUUCUUCGAUUCGCGUUUGGAAUGUUUCACCUGCUUUUGUUGGUGUUGGUUGGGCUCAGUUUUCUUCAACGAUCGUUUUAGCAACUUAUUACAGUUCGUUAAUGGCUCUAACUCUUUACUAUUUGAUUGCAUCAUUUUCCAUUGAAUUACCUUGGGCAAAGUGUCUUGAAGAAUGGGGACCAUAUUGUAUCGAUUCGUCCAGCAAAAGAAAAAAUACAUUGACGAUAAACGAUGCGUCAUUUUUAAAGGGAAAUUACUCCUCCCAUAAACUCGAUCAUACUUUGAAUAAUUCGGUUUAUCGAAGCUCUGCUGAACUUUACUUUUUAAACACAGUAUUACACGAAAAAGGCAACAUCGACGACGGAAUUGGAUUACCAGAUUGGAAGUUAACACUUUGUCUGUUUGGAUGUUGGGUCUCAGUUUGCAUAAUCAUUUUCCAAGGUGCGAAAAGUACAGGGAGGGCAUCUUAUUUUCUAGCGAUCUUUCCUUACAUAAUUUUAAUAGCGUUGCUAAUACGUGCUGUAACAUUGAAUGGUGCUGCCAAUGGUAUACUAUUUUUUAUUACACCACAAUGGGAUAUGUUGUUGAAACCUGAAGUUUGGUACGCUGCAGUGACCCAAUGUUUCUUUUCAUUAUCCGUUUGUUUUGGUGCGAUUGUCACUUACUCGACUAACAAUGAAUUCAAACAUAACAUUUACAGAGAUGCCAUGAUCAUUACGACAUUGGACACAAUCACCAGCAUGAUCGCAGGCUGUGCAAUUUUUGGAAUCCUCGGCAACCUUGCCUACGAAAUGGACAUUAAGGAUAUAGGUACGGUGGUAAAAGAUGGCACUGGUCUCGCGUUCAUUUCCUAUCCUGAUGCAAUUGCUAAAUUCGAAGUCCUACCUCAGUUAUUUUCCGUUCUCUUCUUCGUCAUGAUGUUUGUUCUCGGAAUUGGUAGUUCGGUGGGUAUGACAACGAGUCUUCAUGUGAUCCUGAAUGAACAAUUUCCGAAUCUGAAAACUUGGCAAAUUGUUUUACCAUUGUGUUCUCUUGGAUUUUUAAUUGCAAUAAUAUACGUCACACCGGGUGGACAAUGGGUUCUUGUUUUAGCUGAUUAUUAUGGCACUUCCUUUGUUGUGUUCAUUUUAGCUACUUUUGAAAUGAUCGGUAUCAUUCACGUAUACGGAAUCGAAAAUUUUGUCGACGACAUAGAGUUUAUGUUAGAUAUGAAAGCAAGUAUGUUUUGGAAAAUUUGUUGGUUCAUAAUAACACCCGUUAUAUUGAUCACCAUUUUUUUCUAUACUGUCGUAAAUCUUCCACCUUUGGUUUAUGCUGGCAAAACUUUUCCAACAGCUGCACAUGCUGCUGGUAUAGUAAUACUUUGUAUUGGUGUACUACAAAUACCAAUUUGGAUGCUGUUGGCUAUACUAAAAAACAGGCAUUUGCCGUUAAAAAAGAUGAUUACAAAAGCUUUCCAGCCAACAUCCCAAUGGGGACCGAAAGAAAUUAAUUAUCGAAAACAAUGGGUAACGUUUAAAGAGGAAAAAAUGAAAAUUAGAAAUAUGAGAAAUCGAUCAAAAUGGUUGCAAACAAUUCGAAUUGUUUUUGAUCUUUUGAGUUGAAACCAAAGUAGACGUAUUUUUGUCUAAAAAAAAAAAAGAACAAAAAAGAAA
Vespula vulgaris is the source of this 2099-nucleotide messenger RNA. RefSeq names its product sodium-dependent nutrient amino acid transporter 1-like. The record is from RefSeq and is a predicted model, not a curated record. Gene Ontology annotation, molecular function: L-amino acid transmembrane transporter activity. The coding region runs from base 93 to 2048 and encodes 651 amino acids. Lineage: Eukaryota; Metazoa; Arthropoda; Insecta; Hymenoptera; Vespidae. The transcript has 9 exons. Gene Ontology annotation, biological process: sodium ion transmembrane transport. Gene Ontology annotation, cellular component: membrane.